Messenger RNA from Trypanosoma theileri, 1779 nucleotides. Its product is annotated as putative paraflagellar rod component. The transcript has a single exon. Lineage: Eukaryota; Euglenozoa; Kinetoplastea; Trypanosomatida; Trypanosomatidae. Gene Ontology annotation, molecular function: calmodulin binding. The coding region runs from base 1 to 1779 and encodes 592 amino acids. The record is from RefSeq and is a predicted model, not a curated record. Gene Ontology annotation, cellular component: motile cilium.
AUGACUCUCUACCGUGAUAACUGUGCUCUCGUGCCGCCCCAAUACCCGCGAAGGGAAGCGCAAGAGGCGGAAAACCACCGCGCGAUGUCCGCAUUGUUUGAACUUAUUGAAAACGCCAUCGCCACUGCAGAGAAUUACGUGAUGUACACAGAAGGAAGACUGCUGCCACUCGCAGAGCGCGGCACAGAUCUCGUGAACGCCGAAUGUGAACUGAACGAACGCUACAGACACGAAGCCCCGUGUGGAUGGACAGAAGAGAGAGUCAUGGAGCACUGCGAUCAACACGUCACCCGAGAUGAGAUCGCGGAGAUCAUCGCAAAGCCGCCAAUUGACAUCACAGGUGUGCAGAGUAUAUUGCGUACAUUCCAGGACGCACCAACACAACUCCCACGCGGACGCUUUCUGCUCAUGCGGGAAAACCUCACCGCACUGAAGCCACACCAGCCGCCAGACAUUAACCGUGACCUUUCCGACAUUAUCGGUGCACUCUACGAAAUACAAUACGUGGAUCUUAUGGCUGAACUACGCGAGGAACUCUCUGAACUCGAUGUGGAGCGUGAUAAGGCACAAGAGAAGUUGGAUGAAGCCAUCAGUGCCCACGAACGCGCUGUUGCUGGAGGUGAUGUGGUGGAAGUGGAACGUGCCCAUCGUCAACUCAUCGCCGCACGUUAUGAGUUUGUGGCAGUCGCUGCCAAACGCAUGCAGCGUAUUCUCGGUGAUGACAUUGUCGCCCAGGAAAUGGGAUUUGCUGCACAAAUGGAUGCCUUGCAGCAGGACGCGGAGAAGGCGGUUGAGCACUUCGCAGAUGCUCUACGAUCACGUCGCAAUGACAUUCGUGAUGAUAUUCGUAACUGUGAUAAGAAACGUAUUGAAGAGGAUGGUAAUCAUCAAAAAUGUUUGGAUGCAUACCGUACAAGUGAGAAGGAGUCAGAUGCGGAGCUUCGAAGGAUUGUCAAAAAGAAGCAAAGUUUGGUUGAUGAAUUGCUUCAGAAGGCCCGGGAACUACGCAGUUUGAUGGAAAGACAAAAAUCAGUUGUUGAGGCGCAUGUACGAGCGAAACGAGCUGAAGAGUUGCGUGUGACAACAUAUAAUGAGUUUGUGGAUAUGGAGGAACAACAGAAACGCCGAUUGUUGCAGUGUCUUGAAUACUUUGACCGUCUUGAAUCGUUGGUACCCAACCUGCAGGCAUAUAUUGAUGAUAUGAUCACCCGUAUGCCACGAAAGGGUCUUCGUGAGGCGAUGGAGAAACUUAAUGAUAUUGAGGCUGGUGAUUUUAUGGAUGCCUACAGCAAGUUUGUCUCCUGCUGCAGUGAUCUUACUGUGAAGAAGUUACACCGCCUUGACACUCUUGAGCGCCAGGCACGACUUAUGGAGCAUAAUCGCAACUCCUCCAUGGAAAGUCUUGACCCGAAUAUGAACAACUACCGUGUGGAGCUUGAGGACCUUAUUGAGCAAAUGAAGGGAGUCUCUGGUGUGAUCAACGCCCUUAAUGCCACGCAGGAUGCCGGUGAGCAACUCUUCCAAAGUGUUGAAGAAGGUGUACGUGCCAAGUAUGAACGGGCUGCAGAGCCGUUUGUGCAUCCACUGCAGGAGUGCGGUUUACGUUCUGUGGAGGAACGCGGCCGCUUUGUCGAUCGCUCUAUGCGUUACGUUGAGGACGAAGAGCGUAAAGUGCAGGAGAAGAAGAAUGUGCUGCGCCGCAUGCGACAGGCCGUUGAGGAAGAUGAGGCCGCCACAGAGUUGGCACUGCGCAGUUCACCCGCCGCCCAGGAGUACUGA